Molecule: messenger RNA, 2790 nt
Organism: Leptosia nina
Lineage: Eukaryota; Metazoa; Arthropoda; Insecta; Lepidoptera; Pieridae
Source: the annotation of a GenBank genome assembly
AUGUCCUUUAACAAUUUGCUUGAGGUAGAUCCGGAGAAAUUGUUUCAAACAUUCUCCGUGGCUGAAGUAGACCAAGUGCAGAAAAAACUUCAUCAUGAAAUUGAAAGAAAAAAGGAAGAACUUAGAGCUAUGGUGGGGGAAAGAUACAGAGAUCUUAUUCAUGCAGCAGAUACAAUAGAGGACAUGAAAUCAACAACAUCAAGUAUAUUAAAUCACAUCAAUGAUAUGAUAGUCAUAUGUAAAAACUUGCAUGAGACCCAUCUGGUUGGUUUCAAGAUACAAGAACAGCCAUCACAGAUAAGUUUUCAGGCUAAUGCAGAUCCGGUAACUAGCAUUUCUGUUCAGAUAAAGUUGCUUAUGGAAAUACCAGAAAAAAUAUGGAAGUGCAUAAAUAAGAAUGAUUUUGUGAAGGCAGCGCAACUAUUUAUCAUGGCAAGACAUAUAAAUACUGGGUUACAGCUUCAACUUGGUAAUAGAAAUGAAAAACCAAUGAUGCAGUCAUUGCAAAGACUUGUACAGCAACAGUGGAACUCAAUCAGCAAUUUGAGUCAGACUAUUAUUGAUAUGUGUGGACAACGAUUACAGGAUGUUGAUAUUACUGUUGAGGUUGCUUGUUCUUGUCUAGUCGGUCUUUACUUACUUGACUCCCAAGUGAUGGUGGAUCUUUUGAAUAUAUUAACUAAUCUUCAUAGUAGAAAUAGUUUGACCACAGCACUGCAGUUUGACUUGCAUAAGAUAUUAGAUGGAGAUGUGAAAGCACAGAUUAAAAAUAAGAUUGUCAGUGGAGUUAGGAUAGUCAUAAAAACCAUUGAGCUUAUAUAUGCCUGUUUUGUUGAGAACAAAGGUGGUGUAGUUUUAGAGAAGCUAGAGGAAUUGUAUGGCAAAAAUUCUGAGCCAUUAUUGAAGCUUGUUGAAUUCAGUGACACUAAUGCAUUAAAACAUUUACCAUCAGUUAUAUCAAAUUACAAAUUAUCUAUGAAUAAAUCAAUUGAAGCUUUAAAUAGUGAAGAGAUUAAGACUUGUGUGGAGAACUGGAGUCUGUCUAUACAGCAUUGCAUAAACGACAAUGUUAGUGCGAUUCUGCAAAGUGUAUCACGCAUUCGUGUGUUACACGAAAUUCGCGAAGAAGCCUUUAAAAUCGAGGCCCCGCAAAACUGGAAUACAAUAUGUGAAUCGCUUAACAUACCCCAAGUCCAUAUAUGGGUUAGCUACUUCCAACCCCUACUUACAGCAAGAGUAAAAUUUAUUGUAGAUAGCCGAUGGCAAAAGAUAUAUGACACAUUCAAAACUCAGCUCCUCGUUGAUUUGACGAAGGUAUCAGCAGAGAGCGAGAUUGAGAAAGAAGCUAAUAUCAACUGGUUUAUUUGGAAAGACCUCAUAGGGGAUACAAUCAUAGAGUCCAGAAAUGAAGUUGUAACAGUCAUGAAUUCUCUUAUGAAAGGAAUGUCGCGCCAAGAUCACGGCUUCACUCCAAACAUGGAGAAACUGUGUAAAAGUCUUGAGGAUGAACUACAAAAAUUGCUUGAUGAUUUAAAAGAGUAUCUGUACUUGGAGAGGAAAAGAGAUAGGCUUGUCCCGUUGCUCGAAGAGGAAGAGAGAUGGGAACAGGUUUACACAGAUACAAUGGAAAUUGAGGAGUACUUGUGUGAUGUUCCGGACAAGUACAUUGAAAGUAUGUUAACCUACAUAAAGGCAUGUUUUGAAGAACCGACUCUACAGUCCACGGAACUGCAGCGAAAAACAACUGCAAUAUAUACAGCUCGAUUCGUUCAAGCUAUUACGAUACUUAUUCCGAAUGUACGACGGUGCUAUAUCCCAGAUAAUAAUGAUACUGCGAUGUUAGACGAGGCGAGUACAAAACGUUGGGGAAAAGUUUGCGAUGUUAUGAAGGAAAACUGUCAGUAUUGCUGGGGAAAGUGGUUGGAUAUAGCUGUGAUAAAGGUCAAGGACUUGACCAAUGGUCUACCGCAAGGAUUCAGUUUGGAGGAGAAUAUUGACUAUUUGAUGAUGCAAUGGGACAUAAUAAAGAUUGUCGAAAAGGACGACGAAGGCAAUUCCAUAGAGUCCACUAUAAAGGUGCCCGCUGGCCCGUCUCUUAAGGUCCAAGAAUACUUAUACACUGUUAGCAGACUAUUAGACGAAGUUAUACCACACACGUUGCCCUUAGAAAUUCAUACUAAAUUCGUAGAUCAGAUUACAUCUGUCACCUUCGCACACUAUAACACUGUGAUAAGAGAGAAAGAGGCAGAGAUAAAUCAAAGGUGCGCUCUUCAAUUGCUGAUGGACGUACGACAUUUAACGUUACUGCUGGUGCCUAGAGAGAACAAAAAGUACGUGGAGAUGUCUCAAGAUAUAUGCGAGUUUCUGAGGGAGAAGAUCGAUCCAUUUGACUAUGAUGUGUUCUAUCCAUACAUUCAGACGAAUUUGAAACGCUCCGUGCAGAGGGUUCAGACACUACUAGGUAGUCUCGUCUUGCAUCAUGGUCAACUCCUAGGAAUUAUCAGCACAAAGCCGGUAACAUCUGGUGGCACAGGAGAUAAAGCGGCGAACAUACUGGCCUCUGCCGACACCCAUUGGUUCUCUGUUCUCCCUGUGGCCACACCCGUUACACCGCAUAAGAAACAGGAUAAGCCGAUGAAAAAGAAGCAAGCCCCAUCGUCCAGCCCCAACAAAUCCCGAUCAGAACUCACUGACCUGAUGUCGAACUCGAUACCCAUAAACUUCGCAAACGCGCGCUCUGGUGCCGCCUCAUUUUUCAACUCUAUGACAUCAGAUUGGUUUAGCGGAUAA